Molecule: messenger RNA, 21296 nt
Organism: Amblyraja radiata (thorny skate)
Lineage: Eukaryota; Metazoa; Chordata; Chondrichthyes; Rajiformes; Rajidae
Product: neuroblast differentiation-associated protein AHNAK
Biological process (GO): regulation of RNA splicing
Cellular component (GO): costamere; cytoplasm; nucleus
Molecular function (GO): protein binding
Source: RefSeq, a predicted model, not a curated record
GCGAGGUUUAUUACCGAGAUCUGGAGACUGGAGCUACACUCGUGUGCUGCAUUCACUAACGGGGCUAUUUCGCAUCAAGCAUAGGAGUGCCCUUGGCACACAAUGCGACGUCGGAGGCUUUAGCUUGCAAUCGCUGCCCACCCAGUGCCGUGAGCCUGAAGCAAGCACAAGUGAAGUAAAAGACCCAUUACCAGCCAAAGAAGUGGCAGCGAUUUUGUUUCCUGUUUAAAGAGACAAAGAAAUUGCACAAACAUGGCCAAGAAAGAGGAUGACCUUGAUGUGUUGCUCCCUAGCUGGGCGGGGGCAGCUGCACAUGGGUUUACUAUAAGUGGCAGUGAUGAUGGCAUCUUCAUCAAGGACGUGGUUGAAAACUCCCCAGUAGGAAAGAGUGGAGUAAUGAAAGAAGGUGACCAAAUCGUAAGUGCAACUAUUUACUUUGAUGAAAUGGGGUAUGACGAAGCACAGAAAAUUCUACAGACAGUGGAUCGACACACAGUGGGACUGAAGUUACAUCGGAAAGGAGAAAGGCUUUCUCCUGGGGGAAAUUACUCCUGGGACCCAGAUCGAUUUGGGGCCACGAGUCCAGAUGCUGUAUUGAGUGGAGAUGAUGAAGACUAUCAGAGGAUUUUCAGAAAGAAAAUCAAGCCUCGUCUGAAGUCAGAAGAUGGCACAGAGGCAUCAGAUCAAGAUGACAUAUCUUCCAGUGUACGUAUCACCAGAAAGGUCAUUACACGCACAGUUCAUGUGACUAAUCCCACAGUUAUGACAGAUGUAGACAUCCACAGUCCAGAAUUUAAAAUAAAAGUCCCACGGCAUGAGCAAGUCAGUAUUGAAGGAUCAGGACCAAGGCUGGAAUCAUCAGAGAUGGAUAUGGAUGUUAAUCUCGCGGGCGCGGAAGGUUUAAAAUUUCAAAUGGGAGAUGGUCAACGGACAACACACACCAUGCACAUUGUAAAAACAAAAGUUGUAGAGGUAACUGGACCUGAUACAGAACAUGGCCAAACUACUUUCCACAUGCCGCAGAUCAACUUGGCAGGUGGAACAGUGCAAACAUCCAACCUUGAUGUCAAAUUUGCAAACACAGACAUGGGUAGGUCUGCACCAAAUGUUGAUGUCAGUCUCCCAAAGACAAGUAUUGGCUUUUCAGACCCAAACGUUACAACAGGUAUGCAAGUGGCUGCCAUUGAUACAACAAUAAUGAAACAAAAUGUUCAUACUGAAGAUUCAGAUGGAAAAAGCAGCAUGCAUUCAAUCAAGAUGCCAGCAUGUACUAUUUCUGAAAUGCACAUUGAAAGCAAAUUCCCAGAAGGCGAUAUUAAAGCAACUGGAACCAAGAUCAAAGAUCUGGAAAUCAAACAUACAAAAGUGACAGAAGAUCUUGACGCCCCAAAGAUCACUUUUGAGCGUGACAUUAAAGUUCCAAAUGUGAAUAUUAAAGGCACCAAAGUUGAUAUUGAGACAACUGCAAUGAAACAAAGUGGCCUCAAGUUUGAAGCGCCAUCUACACAUUUUCCCAAGCAACAGGCUCCAGGCUUUGAUUUGAGUCUCAAGGGCCCAAAGGUGAAAGGAGAACAUGGCAUUCAAAUGCCUUCUGCAAAUACAGAGGUGAGGAUCAAAGGUCCUAAGGUGGAUGUGGAUAUGCCAGAGGCUGAAAUUGAAGGGCGCAGUGCAAUGUUCAAUUUGCCAAGAUUCAAAACACACAAAUUCCAAACUAGUGGGUUGAAGUUGGAAGGUCAAGAUGUGAACAUUGAUGCCAAUCUUCCCGAGGUAGAUGUUAACCUAUCAGGACCCUCGUUGAAAGGAGAAGCUCAAAUGCCAAAUGUCAAUAUUGAGGGAGCCAGUAAAAUAUCGGGAGCAAAAUUUGGUAUGCCAGGAUUCAAUGUCUUAGCACCUAAAACAGGAAUGGCCGAUUAUAAUCUGGACUUCAAAGGUCCAAAAGUGGAAGGAGAUAUUGCCGUUCCUGAUGUAAAUCUGAAAGGUGACAUUAAGGGCCCAAAAGUAGAUUUUAAAGGCCCCAAAGUUCAAAUUGAGGAAACUGAUAUAAAAGGAAGUGGAGCCCAGUUUUCAAUGCCACAUAUGAACUUGCCCAAGGUUCAGGCUCCUGAAAUUGAUUUGAAUUUCAGAGGCCCAAAACUGGAAGGGGAUCAUCGUAUUGGUGUACCUUCGGGAAAGGUGGAGAAAGAGCUCAAAGGACCUCAGGUAGAUGUUGAUGUGGGCGUAUCAGGAGCAGGAGGUAUAAAGUUUGGCCUGCCAAAACAUAAACUGCCCAAAUUCCACAUGGAUGGGUCCAAAGUGGAAGUUCCAGUUGUCCACAUGGGUGCGAACGUUCGUGGCGCUGAUGUUAAACUCUCUGGAUCAAAGCUAGGAGGGGAUAUUAAAAUACCAGAUGUAGAUGUUGAGGGAACUGGUAAAAUAAAGGGCUCAACAUUGAAAGGGGUCUUGCCUUCUGGAAAGGUGGAGGGAGGGAUCAAAGCACCUAAGGUUGAUGUUGACAUGGAUGUGCCAAGCGGUGAUGUUGAAGGUGUCAGUGGAAACAUGCGCGUGCCAAAAUUUAAAUUGCCCAAAUUCCAAAUGAGUGGGUCUAAAGUGGAAUGUUCAGAUUUGGACUUUGAUGUGGAUAUUCCAAGUGGCGACAUUAAACUAUCUGGACCCAAGCUAGAAAGAGAUGUUGAAAUGCCUGAUGUAGAUGUAGAUGUUGAGGGAGCUGGUAAAAUCACAGACCCUAAAUUCAGAAUGCCAGGAUUCAAUCUGUCAGCACCCACGAUAGGAAUGCCUGAUGUUAAUCUGGACCUCAAAGGAACAAAAAUAGGACAAAUCGAAGUCCCCGAUGUCAAAUUAAAACGUGAUAUCAAGGGCCCAAAUCUCGAUAUUAAAGGUCCCAACGUUAAUAUCGAGACACCUGACUUAAAGGGAAGAGGAGUUAAGUUUUCACUGCCAUCGAUGCAUUUGCCCAAGAUAGAGGCACCAGACAUUAACUUGAAUUCCAGAGGUUCAAAACUGAAAGGAGACUAUGAUGUUGAUGUACCUUCUGGUAAGGUGGAGGGUGAAUUCAAAGGACCUAAGGUUGAUGUUGACGUGGAUGUGCCACAAGUUGAUGUUGAAGGAGAUGGUGGAAAGUUCAGCUUGCCAAAGUUUAAAUUGCCCAAAUUCCACAUGGGUGGUUCAAAAGGAGGUCCAGAUGUGGGAGUUGACAUGAAUCUUCCUGAGGCCGAUGUUAAACUAUCUGGACCUAAGAUAGAAGGAGAUGUUAAAAUGCCAGAUGUAGAUGUAGAUGUUGAGGGUGCUGGGAAAUUCAAAGGCCCAACAUUCAAAACGCCAGGAUUCGAUGUCUCAGCACCUAAUAUACGAAUGCCUGAUUUUAAUGUGGACCUCGGAGGUCCAAAAAUGGGAGUAAAUUAUGACAUGGAUGUGCCAUCUGGAAAGGUGGAGGGCAAGAUCAAAGGACCCAAGGUUGAUGUGGAUAUGGCAGGGGGUGAUGUGGAAGGAGUCGGUGGAGGAUUCAGCAUGCCAAAAUUUAAAUUGCCCAAAUUCCGAAUGGGUGGGUCUAAAGUGGAGGGCCCAGAUAUGGACAUUGAUGCAAAUAUUCCUAGUGGUGACAUUAAACUAUCUGGACCCAAGCUGCAAGGUGAUGUCGAAAUGCCUGAUGUAGAUGUAGAUGUUGAGGGAGCUGGUAAAAUCAAGGGAUCUAAAUUCAGAAUGCCAGGAUUCAAUAUCUCAGCACCUAAGAUCGGAAAGCCUAAUUUUGAUCUUCAGCUCAAAGGUCCAAAGGUGGGAGCAGAUAUUGAUGUCCCUGAUGCUAAUCUGGAAGGUAACAUUAAGGGCCCAAGUGUGGAUAUUAAAGGCCCCAGAGUUGAUAUUGAGACACCAGAUGUAAAUGGAAGCAGGGGCAAGUUGUCAAUGCCAUCCAUCCACAUGCCUAAGUUUCAGGCACCAGAUAUUGAUUUGAAUUUUAAAAGUCCAAAACUAAAAGGAGACUAUGAUGUUGAAAUGCCUUCUGGAAAGUUCGAGGGAGAGAUCAAAGCACCUAAGGUUGAUGUUGACAUGGAUGUGCCAGGGGGUGAUGUUGAAGGAAUCGGUGGAAAGUUCAGCUUGCCGAAAUUUAAAAUGCCUAAAUUCCACAUGGGUGGCCCUAAAGUAGACGUUCCAGAUGUGGGCAUUGAUGCAAAUAUUCCUGAGGCUGAUGUUAAACUAUCAGGACCUAAGAUACAAGGAGGUGUUGAAAUGCCUGAUGUAGAUCUAGACAUUGAGGGUGGCAGUAAAAUCAAGGGACAUAAACUCCAUAUGCCAAAAUUCAAUAUCUCAGCACCCAAAAUAGGUAUGCCUGAUUUCAAUCUGGGCGUCAAAGGUCCAAAAGUGGAAGGAGAUGUUGGUAUUCCUGAUGUUAACCUGGAAGUGACAUUAAGGGUCCCAAGUGUCGACAUUAAAGGCCCCAGAGUUGAUAUUGAGACACCAGAUGUAAAUGGAAGCAGGGGCAAGUUUUCAUUGCCAUCCAUCCACAUGCCUAAGUUUCAGGCACCAGACCUUGAUUUGAAUUUCAAAGGUCCAAAUCUAAAAGGAGACUAUGAUGUUGACAUGCCUUCUGGAAAGGUGGAGGGUGAAUUCAAAGGACCUAAGGUCGAUGUUGCUGUGGAUGUGCCACGAGUUGAUGUUGAAGGAGAUGGUGGAAAGUUCAGCUUGCCAAAGUUUAAAUUGCCCAAAUUCCACAUGGGUGGUUCAAAAGGAGGUCCAGAUAUGGGAGUUGACAUGAACCUUCCUGAGGCCGAUGUUAAACUAUCUGGACCUAAGAUAGAAGGAGAUGUUAAAAUGCCAGAUGUAGAUGUAGAUGUUGAGGGUGCUGGGAAAUUCAAAGGCCCAUCAUUCAAAACGCCAGGAUUCGAUGUCUCAGCACCCAAGAUACGAAUGCCUGAUGUGGACCUCAGAGGUCCAAAAAUGGGAGGAAAUUAUGACGUGGAUUUGCCGUCUGGAAAGGUGGAGGGCAAGAUCAAAGGACCCAAGGUUGAUGUGGAUAUGCCAGGGGGUGAUGUGGAAGGAGUCGGUGGAGGAUUCAGCAUGCCAAAAUUUAAAAUGCCGAAAUUCCGAAUGGGUGGGUCUAAAGUGGAGGGCCCAGAUAUGGACAUUGAUGCGAAUAUUCCUAGUGGUGACAUUCAACUAUCUGGACCCAAGCUGGAAGGCGAUGUCGAAAUGCCUGAUGUAGAUGUAGAUGUUGAGGGAGCUGGUAAAAUCAAGGGAUCUAAAUUCCACAUGCCAAAAUUCAAUCUCUCAGCACCCAAAAUAGGAAUGCCUGAUUUCAAUCUGGGCGGCAAAGGUCCAAAAGUGGAAGGAGAUGUUGGUAUUCCUGAUGUUAACCUGGAAGGUGACAUUAAGGGCCCAAGUGUCGACAUUAAAGGCCCCAGAUUUGAUAUUGAGACACCAGAUGUAAAUGGAAGCAAGGGCAAGUUUUCAUUGCCAUCCAUCCACAUGCCUAAGUUUCAGGCACCAGACCUUGAUUUGAAUUUCAAAGGUCCAAAUCUAAAAGGAGACUAUGAUGUUGACAUGCCUUCUGGAAAGGUGGAGGGUGAAUUCAAAGGACCUAAGGUCGAUGUUGAUAUGGAUGUGCCACGAGUUGAUGUUGAAGGAGAUGGUGGAAAGUUCAGCUUGCCAAAGUUUAAAUUGCCCAAAUUCCACAUGGGUGGUUCAAAAGGAGGUCCAGAUGUGGGAGUUGACAUGGAUCUUCCUGAGGCCGAUGUUAAACUAUCUGGACCUAAGAUAGAAGGAGAUGUUAAAAUGCCAGAUGUAGAUGUAGAUGUUGUGGGUGCUGGGAAAUUCAAAGGCCCAACAUUCAAAACGCCAGGAUUAAAUGUCUCAGCACCUAAUAUACGAAUGCCUGAUUUUAAUGUGGACCUUGGAGGUCCAAAAAUUGGAGGAAAUUAUGACGUGGAUUUGCCAUCUGGAAAGGUGGAGGGCAAGAUCAAAGGACCCAAGUUUGAUGUGGAUGUGCCAGGGGGUGAUGUGGAAGGAGUCGGUGGAGGAUUCAGCAUGCCAAAAUUUAAAAUGCCCAAAUUCCGAAUGGGUGGGUCUAAAGUGGAGGGCCCAGAUAUGGACAUUGAUGCGAAUAUUCCUAGUGGUGACAUUAAACUAUCUGGACCCAAGCUGGAAGGCGAUGUCGAAAUGCCUGAUGUAGAUGUAGAUGUUGAGGGAGCUGGUAAAAUCAAGGGAUCUAAAUUCCACAUGCCAAAAUUCAAUAUCUCAGCACCCAAAAUAGGAAUGCCUGAUUUCAAUCUGGGCGGCAAAGGUCCAAAAGUGGAAGGAGAUGUUGGUAUUCCUGAUGUUAACCUGGAAGGUGACAUUAAGGGUCCGAAUGUCGACAUUAAAGGCCCCAGAGUUGAUAUUGAGACACCAGAUGUAAAUGGAAGCAGGGGCAAGUUUUCAUUGCCAUCCAUCCACAUGCCUAAGUUUCAGGCACCGGAUAUUGAUUUGAAUUUCAAAAGUCCAAAACUAAAAGGAGACUAUGAUGUUGACAUGCCUUCUGGAAAGUUCGAGGGAGAGAUCAAAGCACCUAAAGUUGAUGUUGACAUGGAUGUGCCAGGGGGUGAUGUUGAAGGAAUUGGUGGAAAGUUCAGCUUGCCGAAAUUUAAAAUGCCUAAAUUCCACAUGGGUGGAUCUAAAGUGGAAGUUCCAGAUGUGGACAUUGAUGCAAAUAUUCCUGAGGCUGACAUUAAACUAUCAGGACCUAAGAUACAAGGAGGUGUUGAAAUGCCUGAUGUAGAUUUAGACAUUGAGGGUGGCAGUAAAGGCAAGGGAUCUAAAUUCCACAUGCCAAAAUUCAAUCUCUCAGCACCCAAAAUAGGAAUGCCUGAUUUCAAUCUGGGCGGCAAAGGUCCAAAAGUGGAAGGAGAUGUUGGUAUUCCUGAUGUUAACCUGGAAGGUGACAUUAAGGGUCCGAAUGUCGACAUAAAAGGCCCCAGAGUUGAUAUUGAGACACCAGAUGUAAAAGGAAGUGGAUUCAAGAUGUCAAUGCCUUCCAUCCAGUUGCCCAAGUUUCAUGCACCAGACCUUGAUUUGAAUUUCAAAGGUCCAAAUCUAAAAGGAGACUAUGAUGUUGACAUGCCUUCUGGAAAGGUGGAGGGUGAACUCAAAGGACCUAAGGUCGAUGUUGAUGUGGAUGUGCCACGAGUUGAUGUUGAAGGAGAUGGUGGAAAGUUCAGCUUGCCAAAGUUUAAAUUGCCCAAAUUCCACAUGGGUGGUUCAAAAGGAGGUCCAGAUGUGGGAGUUGACAUGGAUCUUCCUGAGGCCGAUGUUAAACUAUCUGGACCUAAGAUAGAAGGAGAUGUUAAAAUGCCAGAUGUAGAUGUAGAUGUUGUGGGUGCUGGGAAAUUCAAAGGCCCAACAUUCAAAACGCCAGGAUUAAAUGUCUCAGCACCUAAUAUACGAAUGCCUGAUUUUAAUGUGGACCUUGGAGGUCCAAAAAUUGGAGGAAAUUAUGACGUGGAUUUGCCAUCUGGAAAGGUGGAGGGCAAGAUCAAAGGACCCAAGUUUGAUGUGGAUGUGCCAGGGGGUGAUGUGGAAGGAGUCGGUGGAGGAUUCAGCAUGCCAAAAUUUAAAAUGCCCAAAUUCCGAAUGGGUGGGUCUAAAGUGGAGGGCCCAGAUAUGGACAUUGAUGCAAAUAUUCCUAGUGGUGACAUUAAACUAUCUGGACCCAAGCUGGAAGGCGAUGUCGAAAUGCCUGAUGUAGAUGUAGAUGUUGAGGGAGCUGGUAAAAUCAAGGGAUCUAAAUUCCACAUGCCAAAAUUCAAUAUCUCAGCACCCAAAAUAGGAAUGCCUGAUUUCAAUCUGGGCGGCAAAGGUCCAAAAGUGGAAGGAGAUGUUGGUAUUCCUGAUGUUAACCUGGAAGGUGACAUUAAGGGUCCGAAUGUCGACAUUAAAGGCCCCAGAGUUGAUAUUGAGACACCAGAUGUAAAUGGAAGCAGGGGCAAGUUUUCAUUGCCAUCCAUCCACAUGCCUAAGUUUCAGGCACCGGAUAUUGAUUUGAAUUUCAAAAGUCCAAAACUAAAAGGAGACUAUGAUGUUGACAUGCCUUCUGGAAAGUUCGAGGGAGAGAUCAAAGCACCUAAAGUUGAUGUUGACAUGGAUGUGCCAGGGGGUGAUGUUGAAGGAAUUGGUGGAAAGUUCAGCUUGCCGAAAUUUAAAAUGCCUAAAUUCCACAUGGGUGGAUCUAAAGUGGAAGUUCCAGAUGUGGACAUUGAUGCAAAUAUUCCUGAGGCUGACAUUAAACUAUCAGGACCUAAGAUACAAGGAGGUGUUGAAAUGCCUGAUGUAGAUUUAGACAUUGAGGGUGGCAGUAAAGGCAAGGGAUCUAAAUUCCACAUGCCAAAAUUCAAUAUCUCAGCACCCAAAAUAGGAAUGCCUGAUUUCAAUCUGGGCGUCAAAGGUCCAAAAGUGGAAGGAGAUGUUGGUAUUCCUGAUGUUAACCUGGAAGGUGACAUUAAGGGUCCGAAUGUCGACAUAAAAGGCCCCAGAGUUGAUAUUGAGACACCAGAUGUAAAAGGAAGUGGAUUCAAGAUGUCAAUGCCUUCCAUCCAGUUGCCCAAGUUUCAUGCACCAGACCUUGAUUUGAAUUUCAAAGGUCCAAAUCUAAAAGGAGACUAUGAUGUUGACAUGCCUUCUGGAAAGGUGGAGGGUGAACUCAAAGGACCUAAGGUCGAUGUUGAUGUGGAUGUGCCACGAGUUGAUGUUGAAGGAGAUGGUGGAAAGUUCAGCUUGCCAAAGUUUAAAUUGCCCAAAUUCCACAUGGGUGGUUCAAAAGGAGGUCCAGAUGUGGGAGUUGACAUGAACCUUCCUGAGGCCGAUGUUAAACUAUCUGGACCUAAGAUAGAAGGAGAUGUUAAAAUGCCAGAUGUAGGUGUAGAUGUUGAGGGUGCUGGGAAAUUCAAAGGCCCAUCAUUCAAAAUGCCAGGAUUCGAUGUCUCAGCACCCAAGAUACGAAUGCCUGAUGUGGACCUCAGAGGUCCAAAAAUUGGAGGAAAUUAUGACGUGGAUUUGCCGUCUGGAAAGGUGGAGGGCAAGAUCAAAGGACCCAAGGUUGAUGUGGAUAUGCCAGGGGGUGAUGUGGAAGGAGUCGGUGGAGGAUUCAGCAUGCCAAAAUUUAAAAUGCCCAAAUUCCGAAUGGGUGGGUCUAAAGUGGAGGGCCCAGAUAUGGACAUUGAUGCGAAUAUUCCUAGUGGUGACAUUAAACUAUCUGGACCCAAGCUGGAAGGCAAUGUCGAAAUGCCUGAUGUAGAUGUAGAUGUUGAGGGAGCUGGUAAAAUCAAGGGAUCUAAAUUCCACAUGCCAAAAUUCAAUCUCUCAGCACCCAAAAUAGGAAUGCCUGAUUUCAAUCUGGGCGGCAAAGGUCCAAAAGUGGAAGGAGAUGUUGGUAUUCCUGAUGUUAACCUGGAAGGUGACGUUAAGGGUCCGAAUGUCGACAUUAAAGGCCCCAGAGUUGAUAUUGAGACACCAGAUGUAAAUGGAAGCAAGGGCAAGUUUUCAUUGCCAUCCAUCCACAUGCCUAAGUUUCAGGCACCAGAUAUUGAUUUGAAUUUCAAAAGUCCAAAACUAAAAGGAGACUAUGAUGUUGACAUGCCUUCUGGAAAGUUCGAGGGAGAGAUCAAAGCACCUAAAGUUGAUGUUGACAUGGAUGUGCCAGGGGGUGAUGUUGAAGGAAUUGGUGGAAAGUUCAGCUUGCCGAAAUUUAAAAUGCCUAAAUUCCACAUGGGUGGAUCUAAAGUGGAAGUUCCAGAUGUGGACAUUGAUGCAAAUAUUCCUGAGGCUGACAUUAAACUAUCAGGACCUAAGAUACAAGGAGGUGUUGAAAUGCCUGAUGUAGAUUUAGACAUUGAGGGUGGCAGUAAAGGCAAGGGAUCUAAAUUCCACAUGCCAAAAUUCAAUCUCUCAGCACCCAAAAUAGGAAUGCCUGAUUUCAAUCUGGGCGGCAAAGGUCCAAAAGUGGAAGGAGAUGUUGGUAUUCCUGAUGUUAACCUGGAAGGUGACAUUAAGGGUCCGAAUGUUGACAUAAAAGGCCCCAGAGUUGAUUUUGAGACACCAGAUGUAAAUGGAAGCAGGGGCAAGAUUUCAAUGCCAUCCAUCCACAUGCCUAAGUUUCAUGCACCAGAUAUUGAUUUGAAUUUCAAAAGUCCAAAACUAAAAGGAGACUAUGAUGUUGAAAUGCCUUCUGGAAAGUUCGAGGGAGAGAUCAAAGCACCUAAGAUUGAUGUUGACAUGGAUGUGCCAGGGGGUGAUGUUGAAGGAACUGGUGGAAAGUUUAGCUUGCCGAAAUUUAAAAUGCCUAAAUUCCACAUGGGUGGUUCAAAAGUAGAAGUUCCAGAUGUGGACAUUGAUGCAAAUAUUCCUGAGGCUGACAUUAAACUAUCAGGACCUAAGAUACAAGGAGGUGUUGAAAUGCCUGAUGUAGAUUUAGACAUUGAGGGUGGCAGUAAAGGCAAGGGAUCUAAAUUCCACAUGCCAAAAUUCAAUCUCUCAGCACCCAAAAUAGGAAUGCCUGAUUUCAAUCUGGGCGGCAAAGGUCCAAAAGUGGAAGGAGAUGUUGGUAUUCCUGAUGUUAACCUGGAAGGUGACAUUAAGGGUCCGAAUGUUGACAUAAAAGGCCCCAGAGUUGAUUUUGAGACACCAGAUGUAAAUGGAAGCAGGGGCAAGAUUUCAAUGCCAUCCAUCCACAUGCCUAAGUUUCAUGCACCAGAUAUUGAUUUGAAUUUCAAAAGUCCAAAACUAAAAGGAGACUAUGAUGUUGAAAUGCCUUCUGGAAAGUUCGAGGGAGAGAUCAAAGCACCUAAGAUUGAUGUUGACAUGGAUGUGCCAGGGGGUGAUGUUGAAGGAACUGGUGGAAAGUUUAGCUUGCCGAAAUUUAAAAUGCCUAAAUUCCACAUGGGUGGUUCAAAAGUAGAAGUUCCAGAUGUGGACAUUGAUGCAAAUAUUCCUGAGGCUGACAUUAAACUAUCAGGACCUAAGAUACAAGGAGGUGUUGAAAUGCCUGAUGUAGAUUUAGACAUUGAGGGUGGCAGUAAAGGCAAGGGAUCUAAAUUCCACAUGCCAAAAUUCAAUCUCUCAGCACCCAAAAUAGGAAUGCCUGAUUUCAAUCUGGGCGGCAAAGGUCCAAAAGUGGAAGGAGAUGUUGGUAUUCCUGAUGUUAACCUGGAAGGUGACAUUAAGGGUCCGAAUGUUGACAUAAAAGGCCCCAGAGUUGAUUUUGAGACACCAGAUGUAAAUGGAAGCAGGGGCAAGAUUUCAAUGCCAUCCAUCCACAUGCCUAAGUUUCAUGCACCAGAUAUUGAUUUGAAUUUCAAAAGUCCAAAACUAAAAGGAGACUAUGAUGUUGAAAUGCCUUCUGGAAAGUUCGAGGGAGAGAUCAAAGCACCUAAGGUUGAUGUUGACAUGGAUGUGCCAGGGGGUGAUGUUGAAGGAGAUGGUGGAAAGUUCAGCUUGCCAAAGUUUAAAUUGCCCAAAUUCCACAUGGGUGGUUCAAAAGGAGGUCCAGAUGUGGGAGUUGACAUGAAUCUUCCUGAGGCCGAUGUUAAACUAUCUGGUCCUAAGAUAGAAGGAGAUGUUAAAAUGCCAGAUGUAGAUGUAGAUGUUGAGGGUGCAGGGAAAUUCAAAGGCCCAUCAUUCAAAAUGCCAGGAUUCGAUGUCUCAGCACCCAAGAUACGAAUGCCUGAUGUGGACCUCAGAGGUCCAAAAAUGGGAGGAAAUUAUGACGUGGAUUUGCCAUCUGGAAAGGUGGAGGGCAAGAUCAAAGGACCCAAGGUUGAUGUGGAUAUGCCAGGGGGUGAUGUGGAAGGAGUCGGUGGAGGAUUCAGCAUGCCAAAAUUUAAAAUGCCUAAAUUCCGAAUGGGUGGGUCUAAAGUGGAGGGCCCAGAUAUGGACAUUGAUGCAAAUAUUCCUAGUGGUGACAUUAAACUAUCUGGACCCAAGCUGGAAGGCGAUGUCGAAAUGCCUGAUGUAGAUGUAGAUGUUGAGGGAGCUGGUAAAAUCAAGGGAUCUAAAUUCCACAUGCCAAAAUUCAAUAUCUCAGCACCCAAAAUAGGAAUGCCUGAUUUCAAUCUGGGCGGCAAAGGUCCAAAAGUGGAAGGAGAUGUUGGUAUUCCUGAUGUUAACCUGGAAGGUGACAUUAAGGGUCCGAAUGUCGACAUUAAAGGCCCCAGAGUUGAUAUUGAGACACCAGAUGUAAAUGGAAGCAGGGGCAAGUUUUCAUUGCCAUCCAUCCACAUGCCUAAGUUUCAGGCACCAGAUAUUGAUUUGAAUUUCAAAAGUCCAAAACUAAAAGGAGACUAUGAUGUUGACAUGCCUUCUGGAAAGUUCGAGGGAGAGAUCAAAGCGCCUAAAGUUGAUGUUGACAUGGAUGUGCCAGGGGGUGAUGUUGAAGGAAUUGGUGGAAAGUUCAGCUUGCCGAAAUUUAAAAUGCCUAAAUUCCACAUGGGUGGAUCUAAAGUGGAAGUUCCAGAUGUGGACAUUGAUGCAAAUAUUCCUGAGGCUGACAUUAAACUAUCAGGACCUAAGAUACAAGGAGGUGUUGAAAUGCCUGAUGUAGAUCUAGACAUUGAGGGUGGCAGUAAAGGCAAGGGAUCUAAAUUCCACAUGCCAAAAUUCAAUCUCUCAGCACCUAAAAUAGGAAUGCCUGAUUUCAAUCUGGGCGGCAAAGGUCCAAAAGUGGAAGGAGAUGUUGGUAUUCCUGAUGUUAACCUGGAAGGUGACAUUAAGGGUCCGAAUGUUGACAUAAAAGGCCCCAGAGUUGAUAUUGAGACACCAGAUGUAAAAGGAAGUGGAUUCAAGAUGUCAAUGCCUUCCAUCCAGUUGCCCAAGUUUCAUGCACCAGACCUUGAUUUGAAUUUCAAAGGUCCAAAUCUAAAAGGAGACUAUGAUGUUGACAUGCCUUCUGGAAAGGUGGAGGGUGAGUUCAAAGGACCUAAGGUCGAUGUUGAUAUGGAUGUGCCACAAGUUGAUGUUGAAGGAGAUGGUGGAAAGUUCAGCUUGCCAAAGUUUAAAUUGCCCAAAUUCCACAUGGGUGGUUCAAAAGGAGGUCCAGAUGUGGGAGUUGACAUGAAUCUUCCUGAGGCCGAUGUUAAACUAUCUGGACCUAAGAUAGAAGGAGAUGUUAAAAUACCAGAUGUAGAUGUAGAUGUUGAGGGUGCUGGGAAAUUCAAAGGCCCAACAUUCAAAAUGCCAGGAUUCGAUGUCUCAGCACCUAAUAUACGAAUGCCUGAUUUUAAUGUGGACCUCGGAGGUCCAAAAAUGGCCGGAAAUUAUGACGUGGAUUUGCCGUCUGGAAAGGUGGAGGGCAAGAUCAAAGGACCCAAGGUUGAUGUGGAUGUGCCAGGGGGUGAUGUGGAAGGAGUCGGUGGAGGAUUCAGCAUGCCAAAAUUUAAAAUGCCCAAAUUCCGAAUGGGUGGGUCUAAAGUGGAGGGCCCAGAUAUGGACAUUGAUGCGAAUAUUCCUAGUGGUGACAUUAAAUUAUCUGGACCCAAGCUAGAAGGCGAUGUUGAAAUGCCUGAUGUAGAUGUUGAAGGAGCUGGUAAAAUCAAGGGCUCACAAUUCAGAAUGCCAGGAUUCAAUAUCUCAGCACCUAAGAUCGGAAAGCCUGAUUUUAAUCUUGAGUUCAAAGGUCCAAAGGUGGGAGCAGAUGUUGAUGUCCCUGAUGUUAGUCUAGAAGGUGACUUUAAGGGCCCAAAUGUCGACAUUAAAGCACCCAAACUUAAUAUUGAGGCACCAGAUGUGAAAGGAAGUGGAGGCAAGAUUUCAUUACCAUCCAUCCACUUGCCCAAGAUUCAGGCACCAGAACUUGAUUUCAGUCUCAGAGGCCCAAAAGUAAAAGGUGACUAUGAUGUUGAGGUGCCUUCUGCAAACAUAGAGGGAGGGAUUAAAGCACCGCAAAUUGGCGGGGAUGUAUCUGGGGUAGACGCAGAUGGAGGCAGAGGAAAAUUCAACUUCCCAAAAUUCAAAAUGCCCAAAUUCCGAAUUGGUGGGUCCAAGGAGGGAGGCCUUGACAUGAACCUAGGUGCUAAUGUUCCUGGAGCUGAUGUUAAGGUAUCUGGACCCAAGAUGGAGGCAAAGAGUCCAGAUGUUGAUUUUAGUCUGAAAGCUCCAAAAGUGAAAGGGGAUUAUGAUAUUAAUGUACCUUCUGGAAAAGUACAGGGUGAGAUCAAAGGACCCAAGCUAGAUGUUAAUAUGCCAGGGGCUGAUGUUGAAGGAGGCACUGGAAAGUUCAGCUUCCCAAAAUUUAAAAUGCCCAGAUUCCAUGUCGGUGGGCCUAAAGUGAAAGGUCAUGAUAUAGAAAUUGAAGGCCCCAAAAUUGAUCUUGAAGGACCUGACAUAAAAGGUGGUGGUGGCAAGUUAUCAAUGCCCAAGAUACAUGCACCAGAUGUUGAUUUGAGUUUCAAGAGCCCAAAAUUGAAAGGAGACUAUGAUAUUAACAUGCCGUCUGGUAAAAUAGAGGGAGAGAUGAAAGCACCAAAGGUAGACAUUGAUAUGGAUGUGCCAGGCACUGAGGUGGAAGGAACAAGUGGAAAGUUUGGCUUCCCAAAAUUUAAAAUGCCUAAAUUCCAUAUGGGAGGACCUAAAAUUGAAGCCCCAGAUUUGGACAUUAAUGCUAAGCUUCCCCAGGCAGAUGUUAGCCUAUCUAGACCCAAGCUGGAAGGCGAUGUCAAAAUGCCUGAUGUCGAUGUAGAUGUUGAGGGAGCUGGUAAAAUCAAGGGCUCUAAAUUCAGCAUGCCAGGAUUCAAUAUCUCAGCACCUAAGAUCGGAAAGCCCAAUUUUGAUCUUGAGUUCAAAGGUCCAAAGGUGGGAGGAGAUGUUAAUGUCCCUGAUGUCAAUCUGGAAGGUGAUAUUAAGGGCCCAAAUAUCGACAUUAAAGGUCCAAAAGUUGAUAUUGAGACACCAGAUGUAAAAGGAAGUGGAUUCAAGUUGUCAAUGCCAUCCAUCCACAUGCCUAAGUUUCAGGCACCAGAUAUUGAUUUGAAUUUCAAAAGUCCAAAACUAAAAGGAGAUUAUGAUGUUGAAAUGCCUUCUGGAAAGUUCGAGGGAGAGAUCAAAGCACCUAAGGUUGAUGUUGACAUGGAUGUGCCAGAGGGUGAUGUUGAAGGAAUCGGUGGAAAGUUCAGCUUGCCAAAAUUUAAAAUGCCUAAAUUCCACAUGGGUGGAUCUAAAGUAGAAGUUCCAGAUGUGGACAUUGAUGCAAAUAUUCCUGAGGCUGACAUUAAACUAUCAGGACCUAAGAUACAAGGAGGUGUCGAAAUGCCUGAUGUAGAUCUUGACAUUGAGGGUGGCAGUAAAAUUAAGGGACCUAAAAUCCAUAUGCCAAAAUUCAAUAUCUCAGCACCCAAAAUAGGAAUGCCUGAUUUCAAUCUGGGCGUCAAAGGUCCAAAAGUGGAAGGAGAUGUUGGUAUUCCUGAUGUUAACCUGGAAGGUGACAUUAAGGGUCCGAAUGUUGACAUAAAAGGCCCCAGAGUUGAUAUUGAGACACCAGAUGUAAAAGGAAGUGGGAGCAAGUUUUCAUUGCCAUCCAUGCAUUUACCUAAAUUACACGCUCCGGAUAUAGAUUUGAAUUUCAGAGGCCCAAAAGUGAAAGGUGACCAUGAAAUUGAUGUGCCUACUGGAAAGAUAGAAGGAGAUAUAAAAGGACCUAAAGUUGAUGUUGAUGUGCCAGGGAUUGAUGCUGAAGGAAGUACUGGAAAGUUCAGCUUCCCAAAAUUUAAAUUUCCCAAAUUCCGACUAGGAGGGCCUAAAGUGGAAGGUCCAGAUGUGGACAUUAAUGCUAAGAUUCCUACUGCUGACAUCAAACUAUCUGGACCUAAGAUGGAAGGAAAUGUUGAAAUGCCAGAUAUGGAUGUAGAUGUUGGGGGAAAAGUCAAAAGCCCAAAAUUCAAAAUGCCAGGAUUCAAUAUCAACGCACCAAAUAUAGGAAUGCCUGGCUUUAAAGUGGAAGGUCCAGAUGCGGACUUUGGUGCUAAACUUCCAGAGGCAGAUAUUAAAUUAGCUGGACCCAAGGUGGAAGGAGAUGUUAAAAUACCUGAUGUUGAUGUCGAGGGUUCUGGUAAAUUCAAGAGCCCAAAAUUCAAAGUGCCAGGUUUCAAUUUCUCAGCACCAAAGAUAGGAAUACCUGAUUUUGAUCUUGAGUUCAAAGGUCCAAAAAUGGGAGGAGGUGUUGAUCUUCCCGAUGUCAAUUUGGAAGGUGACAUUAAGAGCCCACAUGUCGAUAUUAAAGGCCCCAAUGUUGAGAUUGAAGCACCUAAUUUAAAAGGACGUGGAGGCAAGUUUUCAUUACCCAAGAUCUCUGGUCCCAAGGUAGCUGGUGUUGAAAUUCCUGAUGUUGAUCUAGAUGUUGAAGGAGGUUCUAAAAUCAAAGGUACGAAACUAAAAAUGCCAGGAUUUGAUAUCUCAGCACCCAAAAUAGGAAUGCCUGAUUUUAAUUUGGAGCUCAAAAGCCCGAAAUUGGGAGGCGACAUUGAUGCCCCAGAUCUUAAUAUGGAGGGUGACAUCAAAGGCCCAAAUUUUAAUAUUAAACCUCCGAAAGUUGAUCUUAAAAUGCCAGAUGUGAAAGAAGGUGGCCCCAAGAUUUCACUCCCUUCUGUACAUUUACCUCACAUAAAAACACCUGACUUUGAUUUGGGUUUCAAGGGAUCAAAAUUGAAAGGCGGUUCGGACAUUGACAUUUCUUCCCCAAACAUUGGUGGAGAAAUGAAAGGGCCAAAAAUAGACGUUGAAGCACCUGAUAUUGACUUGGAGGGUACAGGUGGACAUUUCCAUAUGCCAAAGAUUAAAAUGCCCAAGUUCAAAAUAGGUGGCACAAAAAUAGACAGGCCUGAUGUAGACAUUGAUGCCAGUGUUCCUAAGGCAAAUGUUAAAAUUGAUGGGGCUGAUGUACCUGAAAUAAAUUUGGAUGCAGACAGUAAAAUCAAAGGUCCUGGAUUUCAAAUGCCAGGGUUCAAUAUCUCGUUACCCAAAUUUAAAGGUCCUAAUGUAGAUGUUAGUUUAAAAGACCCAGAACUAAAAGGUGGUGCUGAAGUCCCUGACAUUAAUAUGGGAGGUGACAUCAAAGGCCCAGAGUUUGAAAUGAAAGGUCCUAAGGUAGAUAUUGUGGGGAGUGGAAUUAACAUUGAGGGACCUGAUUUAAAAGGAGAUGGACACAAGUUUUCAACACCUGCAUUGGACAUUGGCUUGAAAGAUCACGAUUUGAAAGGCACUGCUGACAUUAGAUCCCCUGGUUUUGGUAUUGAUGUAAGUGCACCCAAAAUAGAUGUAGGUGGUGAAGGAGGAGCACACCUAAAAAUGCCAAAGAUGAAGAAACCAAAAUUUGGAUUUGGAGUUAAAGGACAAGGAGACAUAAGUGCUCCUUCUCUGGAUGUAGAUGUACCAAGUCCAGAUGUAGAUGUUAAUGUUGAUUCCCCAGACAUUAGUGUUAAAACAAAGGGGAAAAAGGGGAAAUUUAAAAUGCCUAAACUCAACAUCAAGUCAAAGAAACCGAAGAGUGAACUUGAUUUAUCCAAAUCAGAUAUAGACAUUAAAUCCCCAGAUCUAAGUGCAAGUCUUGGAUCAUUUGAUGAACAGUUAAAUAUUAAGUCAUCAAAACUAAAGAAACCACGUUUUGGAAAAGUAAAGUUAUCAUUUCCAGAUAUUGAAUUUGAUUUGGCAUCACCAAAAGUGAAAGGGGAGUUACCUAAUGCAAAGGCCGAAGGAGAAUUACAAGUACCCGAUGUCAAUUUAUCAUCACAUGAUAUGAAAGGUCCCCAUAUUGACAUUAGAGCACCUGGGAUAAAUGUCAAUACAGAUGCUGACUUACAAGGGCCUGGCGUUAAAGUAAAAGGCUCAAAAUUUCCUAACGUAAACAUCAAAUCGCCUAAAAUGGCUGAUACAAAUAUGGAUAUCAAUUUGAAGGGCACUAACCUGAAAGGUGAAGCAUCAGGAAACAUAGAAGGGCCAACAAUAGGCAUAAAGAGACCAGAAAUAAAUUUUGACGUUGAUGCUCCAAAUGUGGAUAUUGAAAAACCAGAAGGUAAAUUAAAAAUGAAAAUGAAGAAGCCAAAUGUUACCGUUUCAGGACCAAAUGUAAACCUAGAUACAUCAGGAGGUGCAGAAGGAAAGUUAAAAAUGCCUAAAAUGAAACUCUCGAGUUUUGGUUUGGGUAGCAAAGCAGGAGAAAUAGAUACAAAUGUUGGUGUCAACCUUCCAAAAGCAGAAUUUUCAGGUCCAAAACUCGAAGGUGGCAUUGAUAUGCCAUCAACAGAUGUCAAUAUUAGUGCUCCAAAACUGAAUCUUGAGUCUCCAGAUGUUCGUUUUGGGGGUCUUGAAGGAAAGCUGAAAAUGCCUGAAUUGAACAUCUCUGGUGGUAAAGACAAAGGGUCUGGUCUGAAUCUUGGCAUUAAUGCACCAAAGAUAGGAGGUGACUUGAAGACACCGGGUUUAGGUCUGACUGUUGAGGCGCCUGAUAUGGAUAUAAAUACUGAAGGUAAAAUCAAAGGCCCACAAAUUGAUAUGUCAGCACCUGAUGUGAGUGUGGAUUUAAAGGAUCCACAGCUCAAAGGCAGCAUCAACCUCCCUGAUCCAAAUAUCAAAGGAAUCUUUAAAGGACCACUUAUGGAUGUGAAAGGUCCUGGUAUUGAUGUUGAUGGGGGAGAUUUCAACAUUGAAGGUGGGAAAGUAAAGAUGCCUCAGAUCAACAUUCCAAAAGUUGAUACUAACAUUGCAGGACUGAAGGUGAAAGGUGAUAACUUUUCAGGGUCUGGAAUUUCCACAUCUGAUUUUGGCGUUAAUGUAAAGGGGCCUACACUAGGUACUAAAUUAUCUGGACCAAAGAUGGACAUAAAAUCCCCGAAAGUGGAAAUUGAAGGGCCAAGUAUGAAACUGAAUGGAGCAGACGUCAAUAUUGAUGGUCUAAAAGAAAAAUUCUCCAGUGCUGCACCUAAAGCUAAUAUUGAAUUUUCCGGGGCUAAGUUUGAAGGAGGUAGUUUAAGUGCUGAUGUACCAGUAAAAGGUGGCAUUGGAGUGUCCAGUUCCAAAAGUGUUUUUUAUGAUCCCGAGUUAGAUGUCAAGGCACCUGGAAUGAGUGCAGACAUCAGAACAAUUGAACUAGAUGUUCCAUUGGACAAAAUGAAAAUACCAAAAUUCAAGCCGUCCCAAUUUAAAAUUAAAAGCCCAAAUUUAGAAGAGAGAGAAAUUGCAGUGGGAGCCAGAGUUCCUGAAAUUGUAUCUUCUGCACAAGGUCCAGGUAUCAACAUCAAAGGACCACAGGCCAGUGUCAACCUGCCAGAAGGCGAGAUGGAAAGCACGGGGGUCAAAGUUAAAAAGGGUAAAAUUAAAAUGCCCAAAUUUAAUUUCUCCAAGUCAAAGGGGAAAAGUAGUUCAGAAGGAUUAGAGGGAGAUUUCAGUGCAUCUGGACCAAAGAUUGAUAUGAAGGGCUCCAAAGGAAGCCUGGAUUUUGGUGAUAUUGAGGUGGAGAAAUCAGAAAUAUCAAUAGCUGGGAAGGAUCCUAGCUUGGACAUUACCACUUCCCCUAAAGGGAAGUCAAGAACACUAGAUUUCUCUUUAUUUAAAGGCAAACGGUCAGAACGUCACAGAUCAUCAUCUCUGAGUGAUGAGAAUGAACUCUCCCCUUCUUCUCCCAAGGGCAAAUUAGAAUUUGGAGAGGGGGCUGCGGGUGCAAAAGGCAAAAAGUCUAAGUUGAAAUUUGGAACAUUUGGAGGCUUUGGAGCUAAAUCGAAGGGCUCCUAUGAGGUCACUCUCAAUGAAGGCGAAGCGGAAGUCGAGGGCAGUGGAAUCGCUCUGGUUUCCAAAAAUUCCCGUAUCCCUUCCACUUCCAGCAGUGACAGCGGAUCUCGAGCAGGAUUGCGCUUUCCUAAAGUAGAACUAAAUAUCAAUAAGAAAAAAUAAUAAUUAUGUAAAUAUGCCCGAGUCACUGUAAAUAGAAAUUAACUGCAUUACUUUACAUGGAAAAGCCAAGGCAUGGAGAUCCAUUAGACUUCAUCCCUAUUUCAUUUGCAGGUCAAAAGUAGGAUGGAAUAUUUAAAGUGUUGAAUUCCUUUUUCUUUAAUGCAAGGAAUAGAAUCGUGUCAGACCUGACCUGCAGAUAUUUCAGUACACUUCUGUAUCAGCUAAAAAUCUAAUUAAAGUUCUAUUACUACAAGCUGAGAGCAAUAGCUUACUAGCAGGAAAAAAAUAAAACCUAUUUUGAUACAUUUUCUAUGUAGCAGUUUAUUAUUUUCAUAUAUUUGGUAAAAUGGAGGUGUUAAGACAUGUAAUCACUGGUGCUCUCUCUGGCUUACUUUAUUCGAUAGAGUUGCAGCUAAUGUAUGAGAGGUUUUACUGAAAUUUGACUUCUGAUGAAAACACACAGAGACAUUGGUAGAGGAAGAAUUUAAGCUGUCUUUAGACAAAUAGGUUAUUGCUUACCCACGUAAGGUGAAAUUUGGCAAAAAGACAAAAUAACCUCAAUUCACACUGUCAUAAUAGCAGUAUUGUCCGAAUCCAACAACAAUCAGUUUGGCCUGUAUCUUUUCUCCGUAAAUUAUUAGGACUGCAAUAAAAUAUGAAAUUCUGUUCUGGGUAGUUUAAAUUCUUCAGCUUUGUAAAUGUGUAAGUGUGUUCUGUGGAACUAGUUAGGGCGUAUUUCUACUGUGAAUUAGUACAUUAACACCACCAUCGCUUCCCUGACCCGAGCCACAAAUUUGUGGUGAUGAUGCUGCUGCUGCUGUUGUAAUCUUUUAUUUCCAUAUCCUUCUUUCACAAGAGUGAAUUACUCACUACUCAACCAUCAUAUAUCCAGUUUGGUUGCACUUUAAACUUCCCAUCUCCUCCGCGACUUCUCAAAGCCACUCUACCUUCUACCCCUACAAUCCGGUGUGGCUCAGUUGAGAAGUGCACUGCCUCAUGUGGAACAGCCUAACGGAUGUCCAAGAUUUUAGGUUGGAUUGACCAGUCUGAACCAAAUUAGCUGAUCGUGUAGGUGUGCUGUUGCAGGAGUCUGGAACAUUCAAUUUCCUUGCAUUGCGAAGCACAAUACAAGAGUAUAUCUUCCCUACAUGCAAAAUGAAGUCUCACAGUAAAGCAACGCCUUGCUGAGUUCACAGAAAGCACCUAAUAUCCUUGUAACAUAAUUAGCAAAUUCCUUUUGUUAUGAAUGGCGAGAAUUGUGAUUUUGCCAGAUAUUUUUGUUUCACUCAAUAAUGUUAAUAGAAUUCUUUUUUCAUAAUUCUGUCUGCACUUCUGCGGCAAAUAGACGAUGGGAAUGUAAGACAAGUGUGUACCUUGUAAAAAUCAAAUAAAUCGUUCAUUACCCUGAA